AUGGGUGACACGAUGCGCGUGUUUGGGCGGGAGCCCGAGCGUGCUGAUCACCCCAUUGGCCUGGGAUGGCUGCUCGCCAUUGCGCUCUGCGGUGGCAUCCUGCUCUUCACGACGGUGGGCCUCCUGCUCGUGUGGUGGGUGAAGAAGACUCGGUCGCCGGGCCCGCGGAUGGUCUACGGGUACGCGGCGACGGAGACGUCCUUUGUGCCGCCGACGUCGACGUCGCGGCUGAUCAAGCGGCGGCUGCUGGGAAACGGCUCCGGGUCGCUCAGCAAGCUGUCGAGCCGCCUGUCGAGCCGGUUCUCGCUUCUGCCUGGGCCGCGCGGCGGCGGCGGCGGCGGGCCACCUGAUGCUGCUGCUGCUGCUGCUGCUGCGCUGCCGACGCAUGAGAGGAGCUUCGCGCUGCCGGAGCGGAGGAGGACGGUGUCGAGGGGGAGGAAGCGGUCGCGGAGCUGGGUGGACGAGGACGACCUGCACGGGCCGAGGAUGGCGCGGAGCAAGAGGAGCGCGCGGGACUCGUGGUUCGGCGUCGUGCCGACGCUGCCCAGCGUGGAGGCGGCGCCGCUGCCGGAGGUGGUCGAGGUGGAGGAGGAGAGCAGCCGGCGGGUGCAUGUGGGAGCCGGCGUGCCUCUGCAGCAUCCGCAGCCGCGGUGGAUUCCGCGCAGCCAGACGGAGCCGGGGCUGAUUCCGAUGGCGGCGGCGGCGGCGGCGUAUCCCGUUGAGCUGCCGACGGGGGUUGCGCCGGCUGCUGCUGCUGCUGGGCCGGUGAGGAUGUCGGCUCCUCAGGUGGCGCACGUGCGGCCUUCGGCCACGGAUUCAAACUUGAAGGGCAUCUUGCGCUCGACGGAGAUGAGGCUCUCGGACAGGACCUCGCGGCCCCCGGUCACGGUAUCCCGAUCAUCUGCCGUCAGGGGGUCGCCCACCAAGGGUCACCGCACGAGCUCAUCGGCCAGAUCAAGCAACGGCUUUCCCCUUUCAGGGAGCCCGCCCAAGAGUGGCCUUCCGAAUACAGCAAGCAUGAGCUCGAUUGGCAGUGCCGCGAACAGUCUCAUUGCGGCGGCCACCCAGGAACUCGAGCUUCCUGGACGCUCGUCGAGUCCCAGCAAGGCUAAGGGAGUUCGAUUUGAGCAACCAGAGAUCGCAAAUGGAGACCUUGAGAAGCCUCAGUACAAGACGGUCCUGUCUCAGAGCCCGCAAACGCAUAGCCCUCAGAGGCAGUUCUCGCAGAUGGCAUUGAUACAGCACCCGUCGAUGCAGUCUGUGCAACAACAACAACAACAACAACAACAACAACAACAGCAACAACAGCAACAACAAUGUCCUCCACAGAGAAGUCCUGAGCGCCGUAUGUCGUUUGACAGCGACAAAUCGAGCUCCCUUUCGACCUUGUACAGCACCAAUGAGCCGGAAGAAGAGAGACCCAGGCAAAGGCUAGAUUACGACCCCUUUGUGGAAAAGGGGGCCCAGGGCAGGUGGCCAAACUGGCAGACGCGGCAGCGCCUCGCCCAUAACGACUCGCAAAGGCGGGCAAAGACGUUGAGCUCGGCGUCGCUGACGCGAAUCAUCAUGGGAGAACCCGCUGGCCCUCCGCCCUUGAGGCCCCUCUCGGCGAUUUCGCAGCCCGACAUGGCCUAUGGAGGUCUGAUGUCUCCCCUGAUGCUCGACUCGCAAGCUGCUUCGUUCGCGAGGGACGCUGGUGGUGCCGAGGGGCUUGCUCCCUCGCAUACGCCGUACCUGAACGAGGUUCCCUCGGAAGUCAGCUUCGUCUCCAUGUCGGUGGAUUCCGAUGCGACCGAAGUGCCUGCCGCUCACGACAGCAGUGACUCGGCAUCGUCCAGCCCCACGACUCCGACGGGACAGUCGCGGUUCCCAGACAUGAUGUCGUCGUCGUCCUCGCCGUAUGACGAGCGGGAGAUCAUGUCCCUGCUCAUGGCCACGGCGCCCCCUCAACGAGCUUUGCCGCUGCCUCCGCCUAGCGUGACGGGCGCAGACGGGGCCAUCGUUGCUGUUCUCUCGCCGACGCCGGGGAAUCGUCUGUCGCGCCGCGGGUCCACCGCCAGCUCCGUGUACACGUUUGAUACCUUCCUUGCCGAGCAGGGUACCGGCUUGGCGCCCUCGCCCUCCCGCCGGUCCAUCAUCCAUCCCAUCAUCGAUGGCCCUCGACUGAGCAGCACCAUCGCCGAGCUGCGCCGCAUGAACAGCGUCCUGAGCACAUACAGCGUCGCGUCCAUCGCCUCGACAGUCGCAGAAGGCGACUCGCCCACUCUCCCCGCCUCAUUGAGCGGCGGCGGCGGACUCGCAAAGACCCGCUCCGUCCUCUUCGGCCCCGCCAGCAUCGGCAGCAGACACUACCUCAACGUCGGGAACACGCGGUCCCUGGCCAGCAGCGGCAGCGGUCGCCGAUUCGGUCCGCGAGGGUCAGCGCGGCACCGCCGCGCGGAGACUUGCUGCUACGGCAGGGACACUACCCAGGGGCUGGGGCUCCGCCUGGCGUGCAUCGUGGACGAGACGGUGGACGUCGACCCGCAGCGGCGCGCGCAGAGCCUCGUCUGCGACCCUGGCAUGGAAGUCAUCGAGGGGGUUUCGCCCGCGCCACGGGGGCUGCUGAGCCAGAAGCUUGGGCCAGUGGAGGAGCUCAUUGCCGCCGAGCAGAGAUUCGACGCGCACCGGGCGAGCGUUGAGAGCUUGGGGCUGUAUGAUAAGGAUGGGUUCUUGCUCAGUUCGCCUGAGCGAGAUGCGAAGAGGAGAGGCUUGCGGAUAUGA
Molecule: messenger RNA, 2763 nt
Organism: Trichoderma citrinoviride
Lineage: Eukaryota; Fungi; Ascomycota; Sordariomycetes; Hypocreales; Hypocreaceae
Exons: 1
Coding region: 1-2763 (920 amino acids)
Source: RefSeq, a predicted model, not a curated record